Messenger RNA from Xiphophorus maculatus (southern platyfish), 6422 nucleotides. It is a transcript of the gene gpr52, whose product is annotated as G protein-coupled receptor 52. The transcript has a single exon. Lineage: Eukaryota; Metazoa; Chordata; Actinopteri; Cyprinodontiformes; Poeciliidae. Gene Ontology annotation, molecular function: G protein-coupled receptor activity. Bases 1571 to 2689 code for a protein of 372 amino acids. Gene Ontology annotation, biological process: G protein-coupled receptor signaling pathway. The record is from RefSeq and is a predicted model, not a curated record. Gene Ontology annotation, cellular component: membrane.
CUCACUGCACCAGGGCUGAGGGACUCCUCGUCCCCUCUCUUCCCUCGCUGCAGCUUUAACUCAUCUCCAUCAAUGCAGUCAUCCUUUUUUUAUUUUGCUUGUUGCUUUGGAUAACUGCGUUGCUUUUUCAUUUUCCCUAUUCCAGGAUCAAAGGAUUUAUUUGUUGAAAAAAACAAUCCCAAAACAUGGAUUGCCUUGUUUGACUGAGGCAAAAGGGGCUUUCUCCAAAAGCCAACGCUAAAAACCGGGACUCCAACUGGGACUUUCUUUUUGUUGGUUUGCUGCUACAGUGGAUUCCCCCCCUUUUGUUGAACUUCCAGGAUCUUGGUCAGAGUGAAAGACAUGGACUUAAAGACAAAGGCAUAGGAUCCUGUACAGUUUUCGAGGAGUAAUUAGAAAAGCCAAGGUUGCAUCAAGCACUUGUGGAGAAAGUAUUAUGUCAGGAACAAGUUUAUGGGAUAAUUGAAAGGUGCACUAAUUGAUUCUGAGACCCCUCUCUGCAAGUGUGGCCAUAGGGAUUUCUGAGGAGUGGAAGUGAGUGGAGCUCUGAGUUUGUCAGCUGGCCUCUCCUUACUCCUAGAGUGUCCUUUCACCCAACCCCAUGGGAUUCUGACAUUUAACCCGUCUAUCAGAUCCUGCAUGUUUUUGCAUUUUGUUUUGUUUGUGCAACUUGCAGUCCAGUAACUCUGAGAGGCAAGCUCAUACUUUUGGAUUUAAGCCUUUUCUGUUUGACGGAGACAUUUUGACACGGUUUGUUUGACCAAAUUCUAGUAAUGCCUUAUAAACAGAUUCUCCCCCCACUGCCGUAUGCACUGAAAGAGCUGUGACAUUAUCUGCUGUGGACAUCCCGCUGUUAUUGUAGCCUGUGUCUGUGUUUUGAUUCGGACAAUAGCUGGGCAUACAUGGGCUCCAGACGCUGACAAAAUAAGGGAAGCCUCCUCUAUUAUUCACCACAAAUUGGAACUUUGAAUUAAACUGAAGAGCCAAUCCUUAAUCUUUAUAACAAUCUAAGCUUUUUUUUUUUGUUUGGGAGAGUAUCUGCUGGAGGAAGCAUACUCUCAGUUUUGUCCCGUAACCUUGUGUGGUUUCCUUCUUCACAUCUUCUGUGCUCUCUGCCCCUGUGGUGAUGACUUAAAAUCCCCAGCCUCCUGGUGGCAACUCUCAUUAAAAUCAUGCGAUGAGGCCACAGAUCGGGGCUCCAAACCAGCAGGGAAACUCGCCUCAGGGAUCGAUGCUGGUAGCGGGACUAAUUCUACUUCACUUUUGGUUGAAUCAUUUUUUCUAUUCCACCAACUGCCAUCACCAGCCAUGCUCAAUUUGAAAGAAGAGAGAAACAAGUUGCCAUGCUGUUUCAGAGACCGUACUGAAUUUCCUCCAGUCACCGUUCACUUGAUUGAGACCCAGCGAUGUGAGGGUAUGCUGAGCAAAAGCACAGGUGUGCUUGAGAGAAUAAUACGCUUUUUGAACUGAGGGGUGGUGAAAAACCAGAGGGACACAGACAGAUCUCCAGUUUCAAGUCAGUUUGCUUAUGGGUGGCAUACGACAAAUCUGACUCAUCUACACCGAGAAAAUGAACCACUCUGAACUGAUAACACAUCCUACGCUCACUGCCAACAGCAGCGAUGGAGACAUCUUUUCUGGCAGGGUCUCCAACCACUCCUGCCCUUUGGGAUGGGGGUUGAAGGAAGGCGUGGAGGCCUGCAUAUUAGAGACUGUUGUCAUCGUGCUUUUGACGGUCCUCAUUAUCGUCGGGAACCUGACGGUGAUCUUCGUGUUUCACUGUGCCCCUCUGCUGCAUCACUACACCACAAGCUACUUCAUCCAGACGAUGGCCUACGCUGACCUUCUGGUUGGUCUCAGUUGCCUUGUGCCCACAUUGUCUCUGCUACACUACCCAGCAGGUGUCCAGGAACCAAUUACGUGCCAGGUUUUCAGCUACGUCAUCUCUGUUCUGAAGAGCGUCUCAAUGGCCUGUUUGGCCUGCAUCAGUGUGGAUCGUUACCUAGCCAUAACUAAACCACUAUCGUACAACCAACUGGUGACGCCAUGUCGACUACGAGGCUGCAUCGCCAUCAUUUGGGUUUACUCCAGCCUGGUUUUCUUGCCCUCCUUCUUUGGUUGGGGUAAGCCAGGAUAUCAUGGGGAUAUAUUUGAAUGGUGUGCUCACUCUUGGCCCACCUCGGCCAUAUUCACUGGCUUCGUGGUGUGCUUUCUUUAUGCACCCGCCGCACUUGUUGUCUGUUAUACCUAUUACCAUAUCUUUCGCAUUUGCCAACAACACAACAGGGAGAUCAGCGAACGGAGGGCCCGGUUCCCCAGCCAGGAAAUGGAACCCGGGGAGGGGAACGGCGGUGGGCAUCACGGAGGGCACGGACCAGAUCGACGCUACGCCAUGGUGCUGUUCCGCAUCACAAGUGUUUUCUAUAUGCUUUGGCUUCCUUACAUAAUCUACUUUCUUCUAGAGAGUUCCCACGUGUUAGAUAUCCCUGCCUUGUCAUUCAUCACCACCUGGCUAGCCAUUAGCAACAGCUUCUGCAACUGUGUCAUCUACAGUCUAUCGAACAGUGUGUUUCGCUUGGGCAUGCGCAGACUGUCACAGACUAUGUGCUCUUUCAGCCACUGUGGUGCAGACGAAAGGGAUUUUGGAGAGCCCAAGCCGAGAAAAAGAGCAAACUCAUGCUCCAUCUGAGUGACCGCUUUAUUAAUGGGGUUAAAAUUCUCCUUAAAAAGUUCAUUUUCAGUAGAAAAUCUGGAAAUGCCUUUCUGUUUUGUCUUGACUCGCUCAAAAUAAAAUGGUGACUGGGGUUUUCAAGGAGACAGAUACAGUGUCUAGACCGAGAAUAUUAAUGAGAGGUGGGCUCUCUGUGAUGGAUUUUAUUAUACCGCACCACAGAGGCUUACUCAGGCUUUUACAUUAUGUCAGGCCGAGUGCAAAAUCAAAACGACAAACAUCCCCAAAAAUGAACAAUUAAACAUCCCAUAUCUAAUUUUACCUUAAUGCUUGUCAAACUUUUAUUUAUACUUGUGAUUUUUAAUCAAAGAUUGUGUUUAUUUAAAUACAGUUUAAGGUCCCUCAUUAACAUUAGACAUACUUAAAGACACAAACAGUGACCAUGACAAGAGCAGCUGAUAAAUGUUAAAGUACAUAAUCAUGACUGUUUUUUAUUUAUUCAUCUUUUUAUUUAUUGAGGAAAAUAUAAUUUUUCUAGUUAUUUAGUUUGUUUUCCUUCAACCACUGAUCUGACUGUUGAAAUCAGCGCCUUAACAAAGGCAUCAAGGCAUUUGAUUUAUUUAUUUUUAAUGUGAUUAUUAGAUAUAAAUGAAAGAAAGCAUUUUUUUCAAAAUGUAAGGACAGUCACCCAGAUGUAUCUUGUGUUUUUUGUGUGUUUUAGAGUGAUGUGUUGAAGAUGGUAGUGGAUUUUAGUUUGGAGCAGCAAAGUGUGGGGGUUUAGAUUAAUGUAAUCUGAUGUACUUUGAAACUGCUGUAAGGAUAAAUCUCAUCUGAAAUUACAUGCCCAUUUGUGUAAAUGUUCAAGGCUGCAGGAACACAGUCAUAGGAUGUAGAUCUGUGCAUUGAACAGUACUCUUUUAUUCAUUUUUGGUUUUUUAUGUCUUAUUUUUCUGAUCUUUUACACUUUCUUCUUAAUAUUUCUUUUAAUCAUUGAAAGAUGACACCAAGCCCUCACACAAAGGGUGGUGGAGUUGAAAAUGAGAUAGAACUCGCAUCUACGUAAUGAAGUGAAAGUGUUUUACAAUUUUUAAUCUGAUACUGAUAGUUUAAAAAAAAAAAACUAAAAAGAAAACUGUAGUUCUUUGCUUUAAUUUUAAUUACUUUUCCUAUUUUGUCAAAGCCUGGCCAAAACAUUUCACCUUCUUAAACCUUUUUUCAUAUUUUGUGAUGCUACAUCUAUAAACUUGAGUGUAAAUUAUGGGAGGAACCAACACAAAGUGGUGGAUAAUGGAGGAAAAUAAACAUGAAACAUGGUUUCCAUUGUUGCAUUCAUUUUUAUUCAGACUUCCUGAGUCGAUAUUUAAUAGAGAAAUAAUUUGCCGUAAUUAGAGCUGCAAAUUUUUUAGAGUAUGUCUCUACCAGUAGAGUCUGAAGUUCUGCUCCUUUGUCUUUGCAAAAUAGCCCAAACUCAGUGAGGUUGAUUAGAGAGUAUCUCUCGACAUAAAUAUUCAAGUCUGGCCAGUGACUCUUCACUGAUUUCAGGUCUGUUCUUGCUGGUCCAAUACAUACGAAAGCGCCUCAUUGUAAGUCUGGAUGCAACUUAAGUUAACUGACCUUCUCUUAAAUCUUUUCCUGCCUGAAUUUGAUUAUAUUUGUUUAUUUGGCUCCAUUCAUCGAGUUAUAAAUUGCAAAAAGCUGUCCCCGCUAAAGAAAGGCAUCCCCACAACAUAGUGCUACUCCUACAAUGUGUCAUUGUUGAUAUGGUGUGCAGUCCAAGUUCAUCCUUAGUCUUCUUCCUCAUGUUUGCUGUUUGCUCUACAUGGCUGAUUGCAAACUUUAAGCAGAAUAUCUUAUGGCGUUUCUUUAAUUAUUUAUUUUCUAUUUUCCAUCCUGGCCAGAUUGUCCACAAAUAUCCAACCUGAACAUGUGGCUUUAAACCUCUGAAUUUAUUUGUAUUCAUACUCCUACAUACUAAUUAGGUGCCUUCUCAUCCAGUUUGAUUAAAUCUGUAAGUAUUCUGCUUAUAAAAUGAAAGAAAAUGUAUGCAUUCUCGUUCAUUGACUCUACAGCCAUGCAUUACCUUGUGUUGGUGUAUCACAUAAUAUCCCUAAAAAAAUACAUGGAUGGAUUUACGUGUAACAUGUUAAAAUCAAUAAAUGUUCAUGGGUAUGGAAGAUUUUGUAAGGUAUAGGAGGCAUGCUUCAAAGUAUGAAAGACAACAUUCAGUUUUUAUUCUCAUCUGUUGGUUAAGAGCAAAAAAUUCCAGUUUCAACCCUGAUCAGCCGCUUCCUGGUAAAAUAUAAUCAAUGUUUCCAAUAGGAGCUUUUCUCUAUUGAAGUACCAUACUCUCACAGCAAUGUUUAAGCCUUAAUAUGUUAGGUACUUUUUGGGAUUCUUUUUGUCUUUAAUAAGAAAAGCAACAGAGGACAUGUGUCCCUUUAGGAUUGUGUUUCGCCCAUUUGCUGUUCUUUGCAGCUUGCGCUGUGUUUUCCUUGUUUUAAAGCUGCUGAUUGCAUCAUUGUAUGUUAAAAAGCAGAUUUCAUUCAGACUUCUUAGGAGUUAGUGUGACUUUGUUUUUAAGACUGGAUUUGGUAAAUCGUAAUGUGACUGGAAACGUUUGUUUCUUGUAGCUUAAUGAUCUACUGCCUUUAUCUCUGUUUAAAAUAAUGAAAGGUGAAUUCUGUGAAGCUACAAAAUGUUUUUAUCCAGCUUUCAUGCACUACACAUUGUUCUGCUUAUGUGCCUAAAAAAAGGUUGUUUUGUAGGAAAUGGAUGUUUAGAAAUGAUAAACAUGACAUGCUGCGUUUUUAAACCACCCUGAACAUAUUCAAGGACCAUUGGACUUUCUUUGCCAUGACUUUGUGAUAACUACAGUGACAACCACUGAAACUAUGAGUUCCUUUUAAUCUUUGAUUUCUCUCUGUCCCUCUGUGGUAAAUUUCCCCUUUGUAGCUAUUCUGUCUGGUCUAUAUAAAGAAUAACAAAGGGAAGAACCAACAAAUACUAGCCUCAUAAUACGCUGUCAUUUGACUUUAAUGGGAUGCGGGGUUUUUUUGUUUAGUUUUUUUUAGUUCUGUUGGAUUUUAGGUUAAAAUUAGGUCAGGUAGAGCAAAUGUGCUGAUCAGUCCUAUGUAAACUUAAUGAUGUGAUAAAAUCUCAUAAACAGAAAAGAAAAGUUUCUUUUAAAGUAAACUCAUACAGUUCAUUUGUUAACUAAAUUGACUUUGUUUACUGAAAUUGCAGAUUAUUCUUCAUCUGGUAUGAUUUGUUUUGUUACAGGGUAUGUCAAAGAUUUCAAAAAGAUACCCAAAAAAACAACAAUAAGUUAAUGUUUCUGUACGGCACUGAACAAACCACAGUGGUAGCAAGUCAAAAACUGUAACAUGUUGUAAACAAGUCCUCUUGAUUUCAUGUGCAUUGAUAGGAACAUUUGCACACAACUAUAAAAUAGAGGGUAAUAGAUAUUUAUUAAAGUGGUUUAUAAAUAUUUACACAGUAUACUGUAUAUGGGAAUACUAUAUGUAAAGUGUGUGUAACUUGUUUUUACUCUGCUGUGAUCCUCACUUUUCAAAAAGAGAUAAAGCAAGGUAUUUGUGCGUCUAAUUGUGUUAAAACAACCUUAUAGGCUGCUGCUGUUUUGAGUAGAAGGUGAGUUUGUUAAAUUACACAAUAUAUAUUUUUUUAUUUUGAAACUGUGUCAAAAAGACUAUGGUUUUGCUGUUACUGCUGAACCAAAUAAAAGUAAAAAAAA